Messenger RNA from Spea bombifrons (plains spadefoot toad), 1527 nucleotides. RefSeq names its product tyrosine aminotransferase (gene TAT). Lineage: Eukaryota; Metazoa; Chordata; Amphibia; Anura; Pelobatidae. Gene Ontology annotation, biological process: biosynthetic process; aromatic amino acid catabolic process. Gene Ontology annotation, molecular function: pyridoxal phosphate binding; L-tyrosine:2-oxoglutarate transaminase activity. Bases 142 to 1512 code for a protein of 456 amino acids. The transcript is spliced from 12 exons. The record is from RefSeq and is a predicted model, not a curated record.
GUGACUUGGAUUCCGGUCCAACUCCCAUUUUUUGGGGCUAUUUUAUGGACACUUGGAGUCGGAUCAGUGACUCGUCUCGCUCGCUGUGCAGAAGAUUACAGAGGAACAGCCGAUAACGUGAGCUUCCAUCACCAAGGAGAAAUGCAGACGGACUCUUAUAUUAUCCAAGUAAAUGGAUCCGCUGUCCACCCUAAAGUCCUUGAUGUCCAUGUGAACAUUCAAGGACCUAAUGGCUUGGAGAAAAUGAAAUCCAGGAAGCCCAGAUGGGCAAUUCGGGCAUCGGAGAUGUCAAAGAAAACCUUUAAUCCAAUCAGAGCGAUUGUGGAUACGAUGACUGCUAAACCCAAUCCCAACAAGAAGAUGAUAGCAUUGUCCAUAGGAGACCCAACUGUAUUUGGCAAUCUUCCUACGGACGAGCAUGUGACCAGAGCCAUGAAAGAAGCCAUUGACUCACACAAGUAUAAUGGAUAUGCCCCAAGUAUAGGGUACCUGUCAAGUCGGGAUGUGAUCGCCAAAUACUACACCUGCCCAGAAGCUCCACUGGAAGCCAAGGACGUCAUCCUUACAAGUGGCUGCAGUCAAGCUAUUGAGCUUGCCUUGUCUGUACUUGCCAACCCUGGUCAGAAUAUCUUGGUGCCACGACCUGGCUUCUCGCUUUACAAAACUUUGGCUCUGUCUCUCGGGGUGGAGGUCAAGCUCUACAAUUUACUGCCCGAGAGAUCCUGGGAGAUUGAUUUGAAGCACAUGGAGUCGCUGGUGGAUGAUAAGACCGCAGGCAUCAUCAUCAACAAUCCAUCAAAUCCCUGUGGCUCGGUUUUCAAUAAGAAACACUUGCAAAAAAUUCUGUCGGUCGCAUCCAGACAAUGUGUGCCCAUACUGGCUGAUGAAAUCUACGGUGAUAUGGUUUUUGAAGAAGGCAUGUUUCAGUCUCUGGCUCCGCUGAGCACCAAUGUCCCAAUACUGUCUUGUGGUGGGCUUGCGAAACGUUGGCUGGUGCCUGGAUGGAGAAUGGGGUGGAUUUUAAUCCACGAUCGCAAAAAUAUCUUUGGAAAAGAGAUCAGAGAAGGUUUGGUGAGGCUGAGCCAAAGGAUUCUUGGGCCGUGCACCAUAGUACAGGGGGCUUUGGACCACAUCAUAAACAGGACGCCACAGGACUUCUACCAAAACACCAUCAGCUUCAUUAAGUCCAAUGCUGACCUGUGCUUCACUGCCCUCUCCUCUGUCCCUGGACUCUGCCCGGUGCAGCCAGCUGGAGCCAUGUACCUUAUGGUCGGAAUUGAUAUGGAACACUUCCCAGAGUUUGAGAAUGAUGUGGACUUCACUGAAAGGAUGAUCUCCGAACAGUCCGUUUUCUGUCUCCCUGCUACAUGCUUUGAGUAUCCAAACUACUUUCGCGUCGUCCUCACCGUUCCAGAAGAAAUGAUGAUCGAGGCCUGCAGACGGAUCCGGGAGUUCUGCGAACAGCAUUAUCAGGGAGGUGAAGGAACGCAAGACCUAGAGUGUGACAAAUGAGAAGAACGUGCAUGG